CGCAGGUAAUUUUACCGACAACACUCAAACGCAACAGCGGGCUGCUCCGCUUGCAGCCAAAGGAGCGGACAGCGCCACGCACGAGGCGGGUAUCGCUUCCACCGGGUGUGCAGGAAAACGGAGCAGUGCUGGAUUGAUUGGAUCUCCAGCAGAAGAGAGGACCAAGAUGGUCACAGCCUCCAUAAAUCUCAACUCUUCACAGCAUCUGUGAUGUUUUUGGGAGAGAGUGCUAUCCAGUUUGUCUCCGGUUCCUUUUCCCUGCUCUGAUGCUCGCUUCAGGUCAGUCCCCUGGGACCAGGAUCCAAAAACAGAAACCAGUAAGAAGCAUUAUGACUGACACGCAGCAUGUUGCUGAGGUUGGAUCCCUCCAGAGACGGAUUGUCAUGUUUUUCAUGAAGCAGAGUUGAUGGACAGACAGCUUUUCCUGCUUUUAGAUAGACAUUCAUGUGCCACAACUGGGAAUUAAGCAGGAAGGGGACUGAAAUACUUUGAGCAGGUAUUUCUCGUCAUUCCCUGGAAGACCUGCAGUAAAGACUGGAUCUUUUAGCUGUGGGGGGAACCAUUCUUAUGGAAAAUGGAGGCAGGAGCAGAGGCUAGUCCGCAUCAGCACCAGAGGAGGAAGCCUAUGCUGCACGGAUUGGAGGACCAGAAAAGGAUCUACACAGACUGGGCCAACCACUACCUUGCCAAGUCAGGCCACAAGCGUCUCAUCAAGGACCUGCAAACAGACGUCACAGAUGGAGUGCUGCUGGCUGAGAUCAUUCAGGUUGUAGCCAAUGAGAAGAUUGACGACAUCAAUGGCUGUCCCAAGAGCCGUUCUCAGAUGAUUGAGAACAUAGAUGCCUGCCUCAGCUUCCUAGCAGCAAAAGGAGUCAACAUCCAGGGUCUGUCUGCAGAAGAGAUUCGGAAUGGGAAUCUGAAAGCCAUCCUCGGCCUCUUCUUCAGCUUGUCCCGUUACAAACAACAGCAGCAGCAGGCCCAGCGACAAAACUCCCAGCCCACGCUCCCCCAAAGCACACACCCUCCCCUGAGCCACCAGAGCAGCGCUCCGGCACAGCUCAGCCAAUCUCCGCAUGGGACUCCCCUCACAACCCCGAAAGCAGCACAGGCCGAGAUGCAGUCCAGACUACCUGGCCCCACAGCGAGGGUGUCCACUGCUGGCAGUGACAUCCCUCCACGAGGCUCGGUCAGUGCUGCUGGGAACAGACGCAGUCAGGGCUUCAGUGACAAGACCAAAGCCAACUCACACCUGAACAAAGAUUCCUUUGAGGGCAUGACCUCACAACCUUUGGUGAUGACUGAGCAUGCUCCAUCAUCUGCAGUGACUGUCAGCUCCUCUACCAGCAUCCCAGCCACUACCUCCUCCCUGGUUCCUCCGUCUUCAUCGACAGCCAUCCCCCAGCCAAACAGUAACAGCAAGCCCUGGAGAAGCAAGUCAACCAGUUCGAAGCACACCUCCUCUCAACCUUCCUCCUCCGUGAGCACCCCCUCGUCUGCCAUGCAGUCCAGCAAGCAGGAGAAGGAUGCUUCCUGCUCCGGCAAGCUUGCCCCAUCAACCGAGGCUCCUCCUAAAGCUGUCACUCAGAAGUCAAUGCUGGAGAAGCUUAAGCUCUUCAACAGUAAAGGAGGAUCCAAAUCAUCCACUAACACCUCAUCUUCAUCCAAUGGAGUAGGGCCCCAACCAGACAACCCUCCCCCAGGCAGACAGCUUGGAGCAGGGCAUGUGGAGAGAUCUGAAACUGGCUCCAACACUGACCCCCUAGAGGAGGAUGAUGGUAACCUCAGGCCAGGACUUAAUGGAACCAGCAAUGGGACAACUUAUGUAGCAGCUCCUUCAGCAGGCACCACUGUCUCUACAACCGCCAGCAGCCCCAAAAUCGCUCUAAGGGGCAUUGCCCAACGCACUUUUAGCAGAGCUCUGACUGCCAAGAAGGGUUCUAUGAAAGGCCCUGAAAAAGACAAGGACAAGGAGAGGGGCAAGGAGAAAGACAAGGAGAAAGGGAAGGAUGUGGGGAAGCGUGUCCCUGAUAGAACAGAGCUGAGGGGAGAGGAACUGAAGGAGGAAGUUGCACCUGUUGUUGGAGAUGCUGAUGUGUCAAACAAAAGGACCUCUAAAAUAGCCAGUUUUAUUCCCAAGGGGGGUAAAGUAGCCAAAAAGGAGAGUUCCACCCCUGCACAUAGUGGAAUACCAAAGCCAGGAGGCAAAGUCCCAGGAGUUGGGGGCAAAGCUUCCUCAGUGAAGGAGGUGGGGGAAAGGCCUCGGAGCAUGAAGUUAGGAGGGGGUCUUGCCAUGCAUCGUGGGCCCCUUGACAGAGACAGGGACAGCAGAUACUCCAGCUCUACCUCCAGCCUGGCUUCUACAGAAGGAAAGUCCAUCACUGCCCCUGUGGCUGGAGGAGGCACUACACAGAGCACCGCCAGCAACACGGUCAGCGUGCAGCUACCUCAAACCCAACAACACCACAGCCACCCCAACACAGCCACUGUUGCACCUUUCAUGUACAGAUCCCAAACAGACAGCGAGGUUAUGGCAAACACAGAGAGUGGUUCAGGGGGAAGAAGUGGAGACGUUUCCUGCACCAAGAUCAGCCAGACCUCCACUGAGGACCUUUCAGGUGAAGAUCCAGAGACGAGGCGGUUGCGUACUGUCAAAAACAUCGCAGACCUGCGGCAAAACCUGGAAGAGACCAUGUCCAGUCUGCGAGGAACUCAGGUCACACACAGCACAUUGGAAACCACCUUUGAUGGCAGCGUCACCACAGACAUCAGCUGCAGCAGCGGUGGCAGCAACAACACCAGCGGAGGCAGCAGAAGUAUCCUCAGCCUCACCUCUGCUCGCUCUUCACUGUCAUCAUGGCGACUGGGCCAGUCGAGCCCCCGUUUGCAGGCAGGCGAUGCCCCCUCCAUGGGAAACGGUUACGGCGGCCGGGUGGUCGGUGGGCAGGGAGGACGGUACCUGUACCCUGGGCACCUACGACGACAGCUGGCUGGCAGGGGAGGAGCCCUGUGCAGCGUGGAUCUCGGAGAUAAAGCUGGGGAGGAUAUUGAGCUCGACGGGAUUGCCAUGGAGGUCACGGGAUACAUGAGCGAUGGAGAUGUGCUGAGCAAGAAUGCUGUGCGCACUGAUGAUGUCACCAGUGGCUACAUGACAGACGGCGGUUUGGGUCUCUACACUCGGCGCCUGAAUCGUCUCCCUGACAGCAUGGCCGCCGUUCGAGAGACACUCCAUAGGAAUACAUCAUCGGGACAGGGGGAUGCUGACAGCUGGGACGACAGCAGCUCUGUGAGCAGUGGCAUCAGUGACAACAUCGACACAGAUGACAUCAACACCAGCUCUUCCAUCUCCUCAUAUGCAAACACUCCUGCAGCACAGCGCAAAGGCCUCAGUACACAGCCUGUGACGGAUGCAGAGAAGCACUCUGCCUCCACAGCAGUUCACCAAGCUUGGACAGGAGACGAGGUGAAGAGGCCAAACGGGGGGUCGGACAGCGGGGUCAGAAUGGAUUCAGGCUCCAAAUGGAGCCGCAGGAACCCCUCUGAUAUCUCAGAUGAGUCUGACAAGGGAGGCUCAGGGAGGAAGACCACCUCAGUGUCCCACACGGGGUCCUGGAGAAGAGGAAUGAGCACUCAGGUGGGGGUGACGUCACCCCGGACUAAAAGCACCAGUAGCACAGGCUCCACAGGUUCGGUGGGCAUUAAGAGCCACAGUUCAGGUAAAACCGAUGACGUUAAGGUUUCAGAAAAGGGACGACUUUCUCCCCGUUCCAAUGGCCUUCAGCGCUCGCCUUCAGAUGCUGGACGCAGCAGUGGCGAUGAGGUGAAAAAACAGCCAGCCACCACCAGCCGUACGCCAACUACCAGCACACUUACACACACUGUCUCAGAUCCACAUUCGCAGACUCACAUAUUAGCUUCACGCACCCCAACCAGCACCUUUGGCUUCAAAAAGCAAGGCCAAGGGAUAAUAACCAUGGUUACUGCCAGCGGCGCUACCAUCACCAGUGGCUCAGCCACCCUGGGGAAGAUGCCGAAAUCUGGGACUCGCUCACUAUCAGGGGGCUUGAAGUCUGGUGGGCAGGAUGGGGGCUCAGGAAUGGGUCACCAUGACGAUGGCUUCCUCCCCAUGAGUGCCCGCUCCACACUGCAGUACCGCAGCCUGCCAAGGCCAAGUCGAUCAGGAGCAGCUGCCCGCAAUGGAAACCGCUCUUCUACCAGCAGCAUUGAGGCUGCUGUGCUCUCCGUCACCUCUCACGGGAAAAACUCUGUCAGCAUCGCCAAGCCCAAUGGAGGCCUGCUAGCCAAUCAAACGGACCGAGAGAAGGGUGUUUCUGAGACUGACAACCUCAGGAGCGGAGUCACGAUGCAGAGUGGAGGAGCAGCGACUGUUCCUCUGACAGGAAGACAGCAGGUCUCUUCACCUACACUGCGCAGGUUAUUUGGUGGGAAGCCCAGUAAACAGGCUCCAAUCACCACGACUGAAAACAUGAAGAAUUCGACAGUCAUCUCCAAUCCACAUGCUACCAUGAACCAUGUUGCUACAGUGCUGGAGUGUCCUGAUGGAGGGCUGGGAGGCGGGGACAGCGAGACCAGCAGCCCCCUGUUUGGAGGUCGAGCCCUGGGAUCAGGAACAGGGACGCUCGGUAGUGAACAGGCCUCCAGUCCAGGUUCAGUCUACUCUUCCACCGGCCCGUCCAACAGUCUGACGUGGGGGACCACUUUCAGCAGCUCCUCAGUCCCUAGCAGAGAGAGUACGCUGGGUGGACACGGGGGGGCAGGCAGCGUGGGCUUCCCUUCUGUCAGCAGCAUGCACACCAGCAGUGAGUCCAUCGACAUGAGUCUGGGCAGCGCUGGAGGUGGUGCCGGCCAUGGGACCCACAGGGAGGACACCCUAUCUGCUCUGGGUCGCACCGGCAGUGUCAAGACCGGCAUGUCUGAGAGUCCCCUCUCCUCCCCCUCUGCUAGCCCUAUAUUCAGCCGAAACACUCUUCCUCGGAGGCAGGACAGCGGACCACACUGUGGUAGAAACACUCUGCCUAAGAAAGGAUUCAGGUAUGGUCCAUCGCCACAGCUGCGGGGCCACGAGGAGGCCCGUGAUUGGCUGCGCUCCCACUCCACCAGCGGGCUGCAGGAGUCAGCCAGCAACUCCCCAUUCUCUCCUGGAUCCAGCCUCACCUCCCCCUCUGGUACUCGCUUCAACUUCGGACAGCUGGCAUCCAGCCCGACUUCUGCAGCUCAAAUAAAUCUAGCUGGUAUGCGCAAUAACAGCCUGACCAAUCAGGACGCCCCUUUCGACCCUUGCACCGACAACCGCCUGAGAAACUCCUGCAUGUCGCUUGAUGAGAAGACUCGCACCAUGAGCCGAUCAGGAUCCUUCAGAGACGGCUUUGAGGAAGUUCAUGGAUCGUCCCUGUCUCUGGUGUCCAGCACUUCCUCCAUUUACUCCACGAAUGAAGAGAAAUCUCAGUCGGAGAUUCGUAAGCUGCGUCGGGAGCUGGACGCCUCCCAGGAAAAGGUUUCCGCCCUCACGACACAGCUGACUGCCAAUGCUCACCUGGUGGCAGCAUUUGAGCAGAGUCUGGGCAACAUGACCAUUAGACUGAAAAGUCUCACCCUGACAGCAGAGCAGAAGGAUUCUGAGUUGAAUGAACUCAGGAAAACCAUCGAGCUCCUGAAGAAGCAGAACGCUGUUGCUCAGGCUGCCAUUAAUGGAGUUAUAAACACGCCUGAACUCGUGCCUAAAGGAGACCGGACAGCUGGAAGUAACAGCAGUCCGCAGCAGAAUCAACAGCCUGACCUGCGCAUCAGGCGCCAGCACUCGUCUGACAGCGUCAGCAGCGUUGCCAGCGCGACCAGCCACUCCAGUGUAGGCUCCAACAUGGAUGCUGAUGCAAAAAACAAGAAGAAGAACAAGAAAAACUGGCUGCGAAGCUCCUUCAAACAAGCAUUCACCAAGAAGAAAUCUCCCAAAUCGGCCUCUUCUCACUCGGAUAUUGAGGAGAUGACAGACUCGUCGUUGCCAUCCUCCCCUAAACUGCCUCACAAUGGCACCUCAGCCCCCACCCACAUGCUCAGGAAUACACACUCCAAUACGUUAUUGUCAGAGUGUUUGGACAGUGAGGCGGAGACAGUGAUGCAGCUACGGAGUGAGCUCAGGGAAAAGGAAAUGAAGCUGACUGAUAUCCGCCUGGAGGCUCUUAGCUCUGCGCAUCAGCUGGACCAGCUCCGGGAGGCCAUGAACCGCAUGCAGCUGGAGAUCGAGAAGCUGAAGUCAGAAAAUGACCGUCUGAAAUUGGAGAAUCAGGGCAGCAGGACAGGCUCCCAGGCCUCCAUCUCAUCCUCUCCUCCCCCUCACACACACAGCCAGACCCCUGGCCCAGGACUCUCACAGCACAGCCUCAACCUCGCCACCAGCGAGUCUACAAGCCUCGACAUGUUGCUGGAUGACACCGGUGGCGAGGGUGGGAUGAGGAAGGAGGGACGACACGUGAAGAUUGUUGUCAAUCUAGAUGAGGACAGCAAAUGGGGAGAGGAGAGCCGCCCUCGUCAUUUUCUGAUUGGCUGCAUUGGCGUGAGUGGUAAAACUAAGUGGGACGUCCUGGAUGGGGUGGUGCGAAGACUGUUCAAGGAGUACAUCACUCAUGUGGACCCGGUGACUCAACUGGGCUUGAGCACAGACAGCGUGCAGGGUUACAACAUCGGUGAAAUUCAUCGCCCGAGCAGCCCCAGCACGGCCAGCACACCUGAGCUGCUGCCUUGUGGAUACCUGGUGGGCGACAACACCAUCAACAUCCAGCUGAAAGGAGCCAGCAGUGAAAGUGUGGAUUCGUUUGUGUUUGAAACGCUGAUUCCGAAGCCGAUGCUUCAGCGCUACGUCUCCCUGCUGAAGGAACACAGACGAGUCAUCCUGUCGGGGCCAAGCGGCACAGGAAAAACCUACCUGGCCAACCAGCUGUCCCGACACCUGCUGCUGCUGGAGGGCCGACCUCUGACCCCAAACGCCAUCGUCACUUUCAAUGUGGACCACAAGUCCAGCAAAGAGCUGCGUCAGUACCUGUCAGGUUUGGCAGAGCAGUGCAGCAGUGUCUCAGGUGCAGACAGCCCCCUGGUGGUCAUUCUGGACAACCUACACCACAUCAGCUCCCUGGGAGAAAUUUUCAAUGGACUCUUCAACUGCAACUACCAGCACUGCCCUUAUAUCAUCGGCACCAUGAGCCAAGCCACAUCAUCUGCCCCCAACCUGCAACUUCACCACAACUUCAGGUGGGUGCUGUGUGCCAACCACACGGAGCCAGUGAAAGGGUUCCUUGGUCGCUACCUGAGGAGGAAGCUCAUUGAGAUGGAGAUUGGUAGCCGAACACGCAACGUGGAAUUGGUGAAGAUUAUCGACUGGAUCCCGCGGGUUUGGCACCACCUCAACCGCUUCCUGGAGACUCACAGCUCCUCUGACGUCACCAUCGGACCUCGUCUUUUUCUGGCAUGUCCAAUGGAUGUGGAGGGAUGCAGGGUUUGGUUCACUGAUCUCUGGAAUUACUCCAUCAUCCCCUAUAUGUUGGAGGCUGUACGCGAGGGACUGCAGCUGUAUGGCCGCAGGGCUGCAUGGGAGGACCCAGCAGCCUGGGUGAUCGACACCUACCCGUGGUCAUCAACUCCCCUUCCAGGUGACUGGCCCCCACUGCUGCAGCUCCGCCCGGAAGACGUGGGAUUCGAUGGCUAUUCUGCCCCAAGAGAGGGAGUCAGGAAGGAGCCGCCACAGAGCGACAGUGACGCAGACCCGCUGAUGAACAUGCUGAUGCGUCUGAAGGAAGCAGCAACGUCAUCAAGCCCACAGAGCUACGACAGCGAUUCCAACAGCAACAGUCACCAUGACGACAUCCUGGACUCAUCCUUGGAGUCUACUUUGUGAUGCUGUUGAAAUACAUUUAAUAUCAUUUUUUUUUUUUUACUGUUCUCAUAAUGAGAGCUACUUCUAAAUAUAAUCUCAUGCCACAAAAUGCAGCCACCUUAACUUGGGUGCAGGUAACCCUAUUAUUUAAAAGGCAAAAAAAUAAAAGAAAAAGAUAAAACUGCAUUUCAGUAAAUGGGUAACAAAAGUUUCUACUGCACUGCUGUUUUUUUUCACCGUUGUGGCCCAUGGCUCCUCCAUCAGGAGCCUGACAUCUACUUCAGACAGACAGAUUUCAAGCACACAGCCUGUCCUUGAUGGUGAGGCGUCAUUUUUAUCAUCUUCACCAGCCAUAAGUCCUGCCUGACUGCAGUGUACCAGAGCAGCCUGCAGAUGGAGAUACAGACCCUCAUAUUUGGAGCAUUGGUGAGCCUGCGCUACCACCCGCUGCUGGCUGGCUGGCUGAACAGCCAGUAUCCUUCUCUUCCAUCUCCACAGCCUAAGUUUCUGUGACUUGUGAUGGAUAAAUCAAGCCAAAGUGAGUGUUCAGACCUACAUGCCUGAAUUCAUUUUAAAAUGCCUGUUCCACAUCACAAAACCCUUGAGUUAAAAAGACCUGGUCUGAGGAGCACAUGAGUUACUGCCAGAUACAUCAUAAUGUGUUUUUUGGACAAAAAUCUUAAGAUUUGUCAUUUCUGUCUAAUGAUCACUAUACUAGAGAUCAUCUUGUGAAGAGAUCACGCCAGCUGUGACUGAUGAGUAGCUAUCAUGACAACCAGGUGUCCUCUCACUCUUUAAGAUCACUUUUGUUGUGCAACAGUGCUUUAAAAGUAAAACUGAACUGUGGAUCAGACCACGUCCAUCCUAGAAGUUGACUUUCAUUUUGAUUAUAUUACACCAGUAAAGUUUCAUGCAUGAUCAAUGGUGGUACUUCCUGUUUCAGCAGCCGUCUCUAAGACAGUGGUUCCCAAACUGGGGGCAAGUUAUGUCAAGGGGGGCACAGCUAGGCUAAAUAAAACUUAUUUUUUUAAUUGACAUUAUUUUUGUCAAUAAAAAGGGGGCCCUGCAAAAAAAGUUUGGGAACCACUGCUCUAAGACCACAGCUUGCCAUGUUGAUAGGCACAAACAGGAUUGGGAAUCAAAAUCAGUUACAAUAGGAAAAAAAUAAGAAAAAUACAGAGUACUGGAAUCUACCACUUGAGAGGCUAGGGACAUAUGCUAACAUUAGACUUGCACCCAUGUCUUCAUGCAUUGUCCUUCAACAUAAACAGAUCAAAACAUGAAUUUUCUUAUAUAAAAAAUUAACAUUGGGAAUUAAAAUGUUUACCAACUAAAUAUGAUCAAAACUAUGAAUCAAUUAAUAUGUGGAACUGAUGUUUUAGACAUUUUUCAAUGACAAUUUAACCUGAGACAUUGAACAGCAUGUGUUUGAGGGCUGCAUUCAGCUUAGAUUAAGUUUUGUUUACACUUAGGCAAUGUUAACUUACCAUCAUGUACAGCUGCCAAAUGUGGAAUGCAGCCCUUUUUUCUUUACCCCCACUUGAGUUCGCAUAUCAUUUCAGGUUGAAAUGUCUGGUGUGAAAAAAAAAAAGUUCUAACCAUUCCCUGCCUUGCUCACAAGGAGUACAAACCAGCUAUGCAAGGACAGAAGCAGGAAGCAACACUCACCACAAUCCUUGCUGUUGCUUUCUUUUUUUUGAGUUGGCAUAUCACACUUAACAAGGUCCUCGCUGAUAAUAUCCUUACAAACAGCUGGGAACCAUUUGCUCCCUGAAAAUAGUUCUUUAGAAAUGGAGCAGAAAAGAAAGAUAUCGGUUUUAUUGAUCAAACACACCCAUCAGAGCUGCUAAAAAAACAGUCCUUUGCAGCAUAGCAUGUACAGCUACUUUUAAAAGGCAAGAACAGAAUUAAGUUAACAAAAACCUUAAAAGGCUCAUUUUCUCUAACUCUCACUUUGGCAAGAUUUAUUCUUUUUUUCAUUUUUUUUUCUUUUGGGAUGUCCUAAAUUUGUGUCACUACUUUUUGUGUAAUUUUCCAAACGAUGCCUCUACCACUUACACAUUCUUACUUUGACCCAUUAAUCAUGCUGAGAUCUCAAUGCACAUUGGCCCAUGCAGGCUGUUGUAGCACAAAUCCUUUUUUGGUGCUGGACUGACUUCUAACAAACAAUGCCUUACUCUUUUCUAACAGACUAUGUGCAUUAGCUGAUUCUUUGUCUAGAUGGCUGUAAACUUAACAGGGCUGCGAGGCAACUCUCCUCACCAACCUGUGGUUGUCGAGGAGCGGCGUUGACCUCAUAUCAAUCACGGAUGCCGUGGGAUUGAAUAGACAUGAAUGAAGAGCAGCGCUUUGGGUUUUAGAUAAAGUUUUCUGCAUGUGUGAACCAGUGCUGAGAAGACUGUAAAUAUUUUGGUCUAAUUGCGAGAAAGAGGAAAUUUUAGAUGUGUUUUGGUGCUUAAAGUCAGAACCUGUUGGAUGAGGGAUGAUUUGUUGAUUUUAUCUGGUCCAUCCCAUCCUUUAAUUGUGCUUUUGCCACGCUUGUUUUGAAUAUGUGAAUGAGAUUUAAACACAUCAAAAUCAUUAAGUGAAAAUUAGUGUAUACGCUGCUUUGUUUAUAGUAAUGAAAUUAAUGAGAGGUUAAAGUUAUAAAGGUACUUUGGUUGAAUGAUAAAGGUUUGAUGUAUUUGUGAUUUUAAAAAUAUUGUACUUUUUCUUUCUUUUAAGCCUCCCUGUCUGCCUUCGAGGAAGGGCAAACAGAUUAAAUGGGGGUCACGUGGUCCUUCACUUUCAAUGUUUUUUGUCACGAAUCCUAUGCAACAUUCAUUCUGCUCUCCAAAUUGAAGCCAAAAGCUGAAGCGUAUUUGUCCCCUGAGCAGUUUUCAGUACUGCCUUCAAAAGUUCAGCAUGGCUCCAGAUUUAUGUCCAAUAAUCUUUGUGUGUGUGGAUGUGUGUGUGUUUAUUCCUUAAAGGCUGUCCUUGUACUGUCUUUGUAAGCACAACGAGUGUGACUCCGUCUGUGUAAAGCCUACUCUGAGGGAUGCGGAUGUUGAAGCAUUUGUCUGGUCUGUUUUACUACACAAACUAUGAAUGUUUAGCCUUCUUAGCCAUGUACAAUUUUUACAUGUAACAUAACUGUAAAUAGUUUAUCUUGCAGCAUUUUGAUGACUUUUUCUAGCCAAUUUGGUACAAUACUUGAAACUGAGUAUUUUGUGUACAGUCUCUUUACAUCAGAGAGGAUUGAUGCAGUUUAUCAUCACUUGUCUGUCCAGAUGUCGGAAAAUCUGUUAUCACUGUACUAGUAAGUUAUUGUGAUUCAAUAAAAUUUAUGAUUAUUUAUGA
Molecule: messenger RNA, 11221 nt
Organism: Melanotaenia boesemani (Boeseman's rainbowfish)
Lineage: Eukaryota; Metazoa; Chordata; Actinopteri; Atheriniformes; Melanotaeniidae
Gene: nav2a
Product: neuron navigator 2a
Exons: 40
Coding region: 575-7903 (2442 amino acids)
Biological process (GO): neurogenesis; nervous system development
Molecular function (GO): ATP binding; protein binding; ATP hydrolysis activity
Source: RefSeq, a predicted model, not a curated record